GACAGUGAAAUAUAUUCGCCAGUCUCGGUGGUACUCUAGUGUUUUCUAACGUGGACAUACUAUUUCUCAUGCGUAUUUUCGGGCACACACCUAAGCAUGCUGUUUUUCGACUUCUUAUUACGCAUGCGACGGGCGUAGGGUACGUUCGGAGCCAAAAUAGUCAGUUUCCGUGGCAGGCUCGCGUGUCAAACCCCCCGAGCAAAAAGGCAACGAACACGCAACACCGCAAGAGAGAAAAGAAGCGCUGAGCCCGAGGACCAGGAGUUGACUGCCCGCCCGGCCCUCAGGGCUUAGGAGGAAUGGAUGCUAAUUUUAAGCUUCACGGCGCAUGCGUAGCACUGCCUGGAGGACUAAGUAUAAUAAAGAUCGAAGGAUGGGCUGCGCAAGACCGGACAAUACAUAAAUGAAUUCCGCGAGUCUGUGGGCAUGCGUUUUGCUGCCUCCGCCUCCUAACAAACACGGCUGCAAUUCCACCGAUUGGCCAUGUGGUGGCACCAGGGAGCGCCGAAACUAAUUCUUCGCAGUUCCCACACUUGGCCACGAGAGGGCACCAGUGACCGUGGAAACCAUGCCGAUGCAGUUCCGCUGACUGGCCAUGAGGGGGCACGAGAUACCACGGGAACAACUCCCCCGACCGGUUUGACCGGUUCGCCAGGGACUGCGACGGGUAUCCGCUCGUCUCUUUCUUUUGAUAGCAGUGGAAAAAAAAAACACAGGAGAGGAAAGGGGGGGAGAAAGGGAGACGACUUAAAAAAAAACAAGGAAAACUUCGACUCACCCACCAAACUAGUCCUAAGUGCUUACCAUUACCUGCAAAUAAUUAAAUACAUAACCAGGAAAUUGAUCUUGUCACGUCUUUUUUUUUUUUUUUUUUUUUAAUACAUAUACAUACAUAUAUUUCAGCCAGCAUCUGGUGUGAUGAAAAAACAUGGUCUCAAUCGGACAGAUGCGUGCAGCGAAGCGAAGGGUGCCUUGGAACGAUCAACAGAGCAAUGCAAAACAGCCGUGCAACUCUUAUAAGAAACAUCACAGUAACAGCUUCCGUACCUGGCCUCACCCAUCUUAGAUUCCAUCUGGCUCACCCAAGGCUUGUAAAGAUCCAGGAGAUCGGAUUCGAUAUUGAGGAAUUUGUUGUCAGUUCUUUCAUUCACAACCAGUGCCAGGAUCUGCCGCAGGGCAUUCUUACCAUGGGCAGCACGGCUGAACGGUUUAAAUAACAGCAAGAUUUCCAGGCACAGUUUCAAUGAUUUCAGUCUACUUUUGACCUGAAGGAAGAAUUAAAAUGAAGCACAAGGUAUGCAUAUGUCAUCAUGUGGCAUGCUUCUCAGCAUCACCUCUGGGAAACAGAUAAUGGAUUUGUAAUAAUAAUCUCAGUACAGCAGUAACAUAUGUUAUAUAAGAAUAUACAGGAACAUUUGCAAGGAGGCAAGGAACUUUAUGACCUGUGUCUGGGAAGUUCAGCACCAUCUGCCCACAGACACCUAUUUGGCAACUGUUCUAGAUCAAGCUGUACAUUCUGUUCCAGAGCGCAGCUCAAAACUACAAAGGAAACGAAGGGAGUUCUACGUAGGCAGAAGAAAAAGAAUGGUAGCUUUCUUUCAGUACUGAAAAUAAGCAAGUAAGCAAUCAGUGACAGAAGCCAUUCCUAGAAUACCACUACAGGAAACAUAGCAGCAGAGAAGAAAGAAUCCACAUUUCCCUGAACGACUGCUCCAAGAAAAAAGAAGAAUUUCUUUUAGAUGUUCCUUGUUUGAAGGCAGAUACCAUCCUCAGACUUUAAAAGCAUUAAAAAAAAUACAAUGCACAGAGUCAUCUCCUCCAACAAUACAUGUAUUUGGUCUAGGCCACAAGUGGCACAGCUCUGUGUCAUAAAGAACUGAAGUCAUAAGCACCAAGCUCCAAAGCUCCAGCCAAACCAACCAAACGUGCCUACAGACAGACAGAGUCCUUAAUAAGACAGCGAGUAAAAACAUCAAACAAAGCACCUGAUUAUCAGUCUUCUCAGUCUUUUCUGAAAAUCCAGAGGCCUCCCUGUUGGCUCCACCACUGGCCUGUAAAGCUUGAGCUCACAAUCUGUUGUAAGUCCUUGUAACUAGACAGCAAAGAAUUUUGAUUGGACUGAAUUUGAGGAAGCCAUUGUAUUAGAUCAAAAAUAGUGCCUCACUGAGCAACUGGAAAAGAGGCAGCAUCACACUCAUUUUUAAGAAGGAAAGAAAGCCAGAGAGAGCCAGCAAUGUGCCCUCCAGGCCAGAAAACCAACCAUAUCCUGGGCUGCAUCAAAAGAAGCAGGUGAAGGGAGGUGAUCCUGCCCCUCUGCUCUGUGCUGCAGAGGCCUCACCUGGAGUACUGCAUCCAGAUGUAGAGUCCUCAGUGCAGAAGAGACAUGGACCUGUUGGAGCACAUCCAGAGGAUGGCCACAAAAAAAAAAAAAAAAAAAAAAAAAAAUCAGCCAAGGGAUCAAACACCUCUCCUACAAGGACAGGCUGAGAGGGGGGGGGGGCUGUUUAGCCUGAAGAAGUGAAGGCUCCGAGGUGAUCUGGUAACAGCCUUUCAAUACCUGAAGGGAAGCUAAAGGAAAGAACAAGGAAAAAAAUAGGUUAGAUAUAAGGAAAAUAUAUUUUACAGUGAGGGCGGUGAGGCAGUGGAACAGGUUGCCCAGAGAUGUGGCGGAUGCCAUGUUCCUUUCAAGGUGAGGCUGGAUCAGGUUCUGGGCAACCUGAUCUAGCUGCAGAUGUCCCUCUUCACUGUGGGGGAGUUGGACUAGAUCAUCAUAAACAGUCCCUUGCAACUCUAAGCAGUCUAUGCUAUGACACCUGAAGCCAUGAGACACGAUGACACAAAGGUCAUCAAUGGCCUGGUGUGCAAUUAGGGGAGGUGGGGAAGCCUGCAUGCUCAGCAGCUCAAAGGAAACCCACCAAGUACAAAGGGGGGAGCUCAGAGCCCUACAAUACAGAAGGGCCCACCCUACACCCUAAAGGAAGCACUCCCCAGGUUCAGAUGCUGCCCCUACGCUUCCCAGCCCUUAAAUGGGGUCAGGGAGGGGGGGAAGCCCGGCUCAGCCCCACCCCACAGCCAAACUCCCUCAGCUGUGCUCACAGGGCUGCACCCCUUCUCAGGUGCUCCAUCACAGCUUCAGGCCAUGUCCUCACAGUGCCCAUACAGCCACGAAGUAAAGAAUAUGAAUAAAAUGAAUACCUGCCAAGGGAGGUUUAUAGAUGGAUAACCUGUGAUAGCCCACAUAUUUUGAUCCCAGUCUGUCAAUGCCAAUUGGUGAUGCUUCUAACAGACAGGGGAGCACAGAAUGGGAGCUGUUGAGUCACGGCCUAAACCACUGAUCGAUCAGCUGAGGCGAGCACUGAGUCAGCCUUGGGAACACAGGUGAAGGCAAUUCAGAUGUGUGAAUGGAAGGGUGGAGCCUGGCUGCGCCUCUCCUAGACCCCAUUGAAGGUCUGACUGCCCCUGGGGAACGAUCUCUGUUGUGGUUUUGUGACUUUUGUUCUCAGUAUUCCACAUCAGAGCAUCAUGUAAAGCAAUGCGAGUUAAAGAGUUGAUGUUCUGGUUCUGCGAUCUGCCUUUAUGGGCAUUUCGGGUUCUCGCACGGGAAGGGAGGAGCGGCGUCCCCGGAGGAACGCCAGAAGAGGAAGAAAGGCGGAGCUCAUGUGCAGACCGCAGCUGCUCUUUCUCGGUUGGCCGCGGAGGAGAAAGCAUGUACUUUCCCUGUCCAUGCAGCAAGUCCUCGACAACCUCCUGGGCCUCCCCAGCGCCCCGGGUGCUGCUGACCUUGACCUCAUCUUCCUCCGCGGCAUCAUGGAGAGCCCAAUAGUAAGGUCCUUGGCAAAGGCCCACGAGCGACUGGAGGAGACAAAGCUGGAGGCAGUGCGGGAUAACAAUGUGGAGCUGGUGCAGGAGAUCCUGCAUGACAUUGGACACCUGGUGCAGCAGGACAGUGCAGCAGCCGAGCUGGCCCGCAUCCUGCGUGAGCCUCACUUCCAGUCCCUACUGGAGACCCAUGACUCAGUGGCCUCCAAGAGCUAUGAGACACCCCCGCCCAGCCCUGUCCUGGAUCCAACCUUCAACAACCAGCCUGUGCCCCCCGACGCCGUACGUAUGGUGGGCAUUCGCAAGACAGCCGGGGAGAACCUGGGAGUGACGUUCCGGGUGGAGCGGGGGGAGCUGGUGAUUGCCCGCAUCCUGCAUGGGGGCAUGGUGGCCCAGCAGGGCCUGCUGCACGUAGGGGACGUCAUCCGGGAGGUGAAUGGGCAGGAGGUGGGCAGCGACCCACGGGUGCUGCAGGACAGCCUGCGCCAUGCCAGUGGUAGCGUCGUCCUCAAGAUCCUGCCCAGCUACCAGGAGCCACACCCGCCCCGGCAGCGGGACUUGAGUGCUGUGUCCCCUACCCUGCACAUCAGCUGCGUGCUGUCACCCAGAGAGGAACAAAGAAGCACUGUCAGCAAGUCCUUUGGCACAGCACCGCCUGGCACAGUGUGUCCCCAGGCACGCUGCUGCUGCCUGUGUGCACACUUCCUGCCCAGCCAGGGAUUGGACACUGCUGUUGCAUACACAUGCACACGUGUGCCAUUGCAGCUGCACUAUGCCUGGGUGCAGGGCUGUGUCUUUGUGAAGUGCCACUUCGACUACGACCCAGCCUCUGAUAGCCUCAUUCCCUGCAAGGAGGCCGGGCUCCGCUUUGCCGCCGGAGACCUGCUGCAGAUCGUCAACCAGGAUGACCCCAACUGGUGGCAGGCAUGCCAUGUGGAGGGGGGCAGUGCAGGUCUUAUCCCCAGCCAGCUGCUGGAGGAGAAGCGAAAAGCCUUCGUAAAGCGAGACUUGGAGGUGGCCCCCACAUCUGCAGGAGCCCUGUGCAGCAGCCUCAGUGGGAAGAGGAAGAAGAGGAUGAUGUACCUGACCACAAAGAAUGCCGAGUUUGACCGCCAUGAGCUGUUGAUCUAUGAGGAGGUGGCCCGCAUGCCACCUUUCCGGAGGAAAACCCUAGUGCUUAUCGGUGCCCAGGGCGUGGGGCGACGCAGCCUCAAGAACAAGCUCAUCAUGUCUGACCAAGCACGCUAUGGCACCACCAUCCCCUUUAUGUCACAGCACUGUUACCAUCACCAUGUACUGAAUGGAACCCCCAGGGUGGGCUGGCAUUGGGUGCUCAGGGUGACAUUGCGGGCAGACACGUCACGGAAGCCCAAGGACAGCGAGAAAGAUGGGCAUGGGUACCACUUCGUGUCACGGGGUGAGAUGGAGGCAGACAUCAAGGCAGGUCACUAUCUGGAGCACGGCGAGUAUGAGGGCAACCUCUACGGGACCAAGAUUGACUCCAUUCGUGCUGUGGUGAACGCUGGCAAGAUGUGCAUCCUGGAUGUCAACCCACAGGCAGUGAAGGUGCUUAGGACAGCAGAAUUCGUGCCCUAUGUGGUGUUCAUCGAAGCCCCCAGUGCUGAAACCCUGCGGGCCAUGAACCGGGCAGCACUGGAGAGUGGCGUGGCUAUCAAACAGCUCACGGAGGCUGAUGCCCGGCGGACAGUAGAGGAGAGCAGUCGCAUACAGCAUGGCUACAGCCAUUACUUUGACCUGAGUCUGACCAAUGACAACCUGGAGCACACCUUUGGACAGCUGCGUGAGGCCAUGGAGAACCUGCGUGCUGAGCCCCAGUGGGUGCCUGUCACCUGGGUCUAUUAAUGUGCGUGUCCCCUCCUACUUCUGUCUUGGCACACCAUGCUCAGUACCACCACUGUAGGGUGCAGCUUCUCUCUCCCACCUACCCUGUUUUUUUGGUUGUUUGUUGGGGGGGGGGACGGACAGGGAUAUGGGACAGCCCCCCCCCCUGCACUGUGCUGACACAGCUAACUCACUGCCAAAAGUUGCCCUCACUUUAUCCCAGGAGACUGCCACGAUGUGGUCCUUGCCCUUGCCUCAGUUUCUCCAUUCAGGACCCUCCCCUAGGAUGGAGUGUCUACAUCCCAAUAACACCCAGAAGAUCACUACCCUGUAACUCGCUCGCAGUUAACUCUGUAAUUAAUCAUCAUUAAUCAUUCCCACAGGGGAACUACCCUGGGACAGGGACAGAGGGUCUCAGAUACAUGGGCAGGCCUAGCCUGGUGGCUCUGUAUUGCUUCCUCCCUGUCUUCUUUGUCCCCCUGCCCAAGCCUGCAGGGACACAUUGAAGUCCCCAUAGCCCCUGCCCCAGGUUGUCCCUAUGUGGUACUUGGCUGUUAUUAUUAAAGAGAAAGAAGAGAAAAACAGUAA
Gallus gallus (chicken) is the source of this 6249-nucleotide messenger RNA. RefSeq names its product membrane palmitoylated protein 2 (gene MPP2). Lineage: Eukaryota; Metazoa; Chordata; Aves; Galliformes; Phasianidae. Gene Ontology annotation, molecular function: protein binding. The coding region runs from base 3577 to 5682 and encodes 701 amino acids. The record is from RefSeq and is a predicted model, not a curated record. The transcript is spliced from 13 exons. Gene Ontology annotation, cellular component: cell-cell junction; plasma membrane.